GCGAGUGAGAUCGAGCAGGACGCCAGCCGCAUUGAGCUCACACUUCCGUCCGCCAUGGCCUCCGCCGCCGUACUCAAAAAAGCCUUUACACUCCCACCAACGGUGCGCACGCUCGCCAAUGGCGUGCCCAGCGCGUCGCUGCUCAAUCUCCAAGCCCGUGCCGCGACCCAGGGCGAACACCAUGAAGGUCAUGAUCAUGCCGCAGGUCCCCGCUCUGACGUCCCCGCCAAGUUCGCCAGCAGCCUGAAGCUGUCCUCUCAGGGCCUCGUGCAGCAGACAUUCGCGAGCCCCAAGUCCACCGGCGACUUCCAGCAGCGCUUCCUGUCCACCUCCGCCGUCCGCAGGGAUGCACCGCAGGUCCCCGACUUCUCGAACUACGAGGCAGAGAGCCCCACGCGCAACCGCAACGUCGCCUACGCGAUGAUAGGUACCAUGGGUGUCCUCUCCGCGAGCGUUGCCAAGUCCACUGUCACGGAGUUCCUUGCCUCCAUGUCCGCGUCCGCAGACGUUCUUGCGCUUGCCAAGGUCGAGAUUGAGCUCGCCAGCAUUCCCGAGGGCAAGAACGUCGUCAUCAAGUGGCGUGGUAAGCCCGUGUUCAUCCGUCAUCGUACCGCGGACGAGAUCGAGGAGGCGCGGAACACCGACUGGAAGACCCUGCGUGACCCCGAGAGCGACGAGCAGCGCGCUAAGAAGCCCGAAUGGCUUGUCAUGCUCGGUGUUUGCACCCAUUUGGGCUGCGUACCCAUUGGCGAGGCUGGUGACUAUGGAGGCUGGUUCUGCCCGUGCCAUGGCUCCCAUUACGAUAUCUCUGGGCGUAUCCGCAAGGGUCCUGCUCCUCUCAAUCUUGAGAUUCCUAAUUAUGACUUCAACGAGGCCGAGGGCAAGCUCGUUGUUGGUUGAUAGACUUGUCGGGUGGAUAGACUAUCAUAAUGCCACGUGCAAAUCUGCAUUCGUCUUGACUGGAUUCUGCGCUGCAAAGUACCUAGAUUUAACCAGGCAUCCGCCAGGAUCUUUCAAGCCUGUGCCAUGUUUUUUUUUUUUUCAUUUGUCUGCACUGACACUCCUCAUGAGCUGCACCGCCCGUCUGUCGCAGCUACCGUGGCAUACCAGAAAGCAUAAAUGUGCAAA
Molecule: messenger RNA, 1128 nt
Organism: Phanerochaete carnosa HHB-10118-sp
Lineage: Eukaryota; Fungi; Basidiomycota; Agaricomycetes; Polyporales; Phanerochaetaceae
Exons: 5
Coding region: 55-900 (281 amino acids)
Biological process (GO): mitochondrial electron transport, ubiquinol to cytochrome c
Cellular component (GO): membrane
Molecular function (GO): 2 iron, 2 sulfur cluster binding; quinol-cytochrome-c reductase activity
Source: RefSeq, a predicted model, not a curated record